Molecule: messenger RNA, 432 nt
Organism: Nilaparvata lugens (brown planthopper)
Lineage: Eukaryota; Metazoa; Arthropoda; Insecta; Hemiptera; Delphacidae
Exons: 2
Coding region: 1-318 (105 amino acids)
Source: RefSeq, a predicted model, not a curated record
AUGAUACUGAGCAAGUGCAAGUCGAAAGCGGAUUCAACAUGCGAACACUACACAACUCUCAAAUUUGAAGGAGUUUGCGGUUUCGUGUCUAAAUGGAAGUCAUUCUUUGGAAACAACACACUACCUUCCAGCUGCCCUUACCCAGCGGGAGAGUAUGAAAUGAGACACGGAAAAAUCACCAAAGAUAUGAUGCAGAUGAUGCCGCUUUCUGAUUCGACCUGGAAGGUGGUCUCCAAAGGCUUCAAGGACGACAGAAUGAUAGCUUGUUCUGUUAUGAGAUUCUCAAUCAAAAGAGAAGCGAGAAAAAAGAAGGACUAAGCAUCCAAUUUUAUCUUUGAAUAUGCAAGCUAAGGUGGAGGAAGAGAAUCCAGAUCUUUGAAAUGUAAAGUUGAUAACUUGACAAAUAAAAUAAUCUGCAACUGAAUCACUUAU